GUAAUUUCGGCGAAAGGAAAGUGAUUGUGUCUGCAGGUGAGACUGAGCACGACAUUUGCAGUUCUCGCACGGAAUUUCACGAGGUUUUUGGUUCAAGAUUGUAAAGAGGAAAUAUGCAGUCUGCAUCGAUGACACAGCAACCUGUACCAAUGGUGCAACCAGUACCAAUGAUACAACAACCCAUGUCAACUGCCCAGCAGUUUGGAAUAAGGAAAGGUUUUGCCAAUAAAACAAUCACCAGUUUUGGCAUCUCACAAAUUGUAUUGGGCUCAUUGGCUAUUAUAUUCUGUAUUGUGACUCUAAGUGUUGAUUGCCAUCCUGUUUCAUAUGUUAGUACUGGUAUUUGGACAGGAAUAUUUGUAAUAGUGACUGGAAUAUUGGGAUGUGUUUCUGGUUAUAAGAAAAAUAACUGCACAAUCAUUGCUAACAUGGUAUUGUCAAUCAUAGCAGCUGUAAUGGCUGGUGCAGCAUUGCUUCCCAUGUCUGCAGUUGGUGUUGCUGUCCAGGAAAGAUGCUAUUAUUAUUAUUAUGAUUAUGAUACAUGCAGCUCAGGACGCUAUGCAAGCUGUGUUGCUUCUCAUAGUAUCAAUUUGAUCGUGUCCAUCAUAGUUGGCGUCAUUGCAAUCCUCAGUGCCUGUUUCUGUUGUCGUGCUGUCUGCUGUAAAAAAACACAAAACGCAAUGUAUUUCGUUCCUUCUGCUCAGCCUGGUAACACAGCUCAGCAAGUCCCUAUGGUCAACAUGGCAUCAUCACAGGGGACACCAGUAGUUUAUAUGGUGCCAUCUACAGGAAUGCAAGUCAUCCAACAAGCACCAGGUGUACAACAGUAUCAGCCUAUGGUAGUUUCUGGCAAUAAUUAUCCACAGCAGCAGCAGCAGCAACAACCGCAACCCACCAUGAUGAUACCACAGGUACAGUUCACUCAACAAACCCAACCCCAGCCAAUACCACAGGGACAGGUCAAUCAACAAACCCAACCCCAGCCAAUACCACAGGGACAAGAACAACAGAAUAUGGGAGCAGAGAAAGAAGUGGAUACUUCAUCUCCUCCACCGUCCUACUCUAGCACUGCAGGCAAUGAAUAUGUUGCUGAUACCCAGACAUUACCUCUGGUGCAGUAAAUUUGGAAAGUAUGUGAAGGCAAUAACUUGUUAUUCAGUUUUCAUGUUACUAGUACUGUAAAAUACUUUUAUUUUAGCUGGAAUUAAUUUUCGUUGAAGCGACUUUUUGGGUUGUAUGUUAAAAUAUAGGAAAAUAUAUUCGCUGUAUUUUAUUUUCACUGAAUCAUUCUCUCAGCAAAAAUAGUGAAAAUUAAUUCCAAGCGAAAGUAAAAGUAUUUUACAGUAUAUGGCACAAGACCAUACAGCAAGUGAUUGUCAGUUAAAUAUAGCUCAGUUGUUCUCAAUUUAUCAUAAACUUAAUAGCAGUGAAAUUUGUACCCAAACUCAUUUUCUUGAAAAUUACGUUGGUGACCUACCAAAUCAAUAUAAUUACAUUGCCCUGAAGUAGUUUAUUGAAAAAUGAAUGAAUUCUGGGUAUUUCUAUCUUAACAUUUAUCAGUCAAUCGAGUUUUGAGAAAAACAAGGCUUUUACACCCAAUGUACAUCACUUAUAAUGCAAGAAUCACAUUGUAAUAUGACACUGAUUGACUAUGGUGGUGCCGCUUUAUACCCACUGUAAAUAUAACCAAGAUAAAUUAUAUUGUUUUUGUUGGUUAAACAUCUUAAAUUAAUGUUUGUACAAGCUGUAUUAUAAUUACUGUUGUGAUGUGUGUUAUCAUUUUAUGCUUUUCUUUAUAUAUUCAGAUUCUUAAUAAUUGAACACCUUAGAACCAGCUAAUUUUAAAGAGGGAUAUUUUGUCAAAAGUUGUCUGAUGGUAAAUGAGUUAACAAAAAAAUUUGUAUUAUUUCACUAGUCUCUGGGAAUUAAUUAAACUUACUGUAGGAUUGUUAAAUUACAAAAUUUAAUAUAGAUAAUACAUUGUAUUUUAAAUUCUAGACUGGUUAUUUUUGGAAUAUGUUCCUUAUAUAUGUAUUUUAUAUAAACCUGUAACCUUAUAAUUAACCCUUUGAAUAUAACAGGAUUUUUUUUUUCAAGUGGCGGUUUCUUUUAUGGGUAAUCACAAAUUUACACACUGGUGUUUCUAUGUUUUUUGGACUAUUUUGCAUACUGAAUAUGUGUAUCUUAAAUGUUCAAGGUAUAUUGUUCCACCUUACUGCCUCCACAUAUUGUCUUGUAAGAAAGAGGUGCAUGUUAGUUGCCCCGUCUUGCACGGAGAUUAUUCAGACAAUAAAAAGGCAAAAUACA
Molecule: messenger RNA, 2307 nt
Organism: Saccoglossus kowalevskii
Lineage: Eukaryota; Metazoa; Hemichordata; Enteropneusta; Harrimaniidae
Source: RefSeq, a predicted model, not a curated record